This is a messenger RNA of Bolinopsis microptera, 556 nucleotides long. RefSeq lists its product as uncharacterized. The transcript is spliced from 2 exons. Bases 94 to 456 code for a protein of 120 amino acids. Lineage: Eukaryota; Metazoa; Ctenophora; Tentaculata; Lobata; Bolinopsidae. The record is from RefSeq and is a predicted model, not a curated record.
AAAAUUGUUUAAAAGAAAGCAUGCAAGCUUGUUCUUCACCCGACAUUAAUCAAAGCGUUUAUUGAUAAUUAAAUUGUUGAUAAAAUCUUCAUCAUGACUGCAUACGGUUACAAGCUGACUAAGCUUGAAGAGAAGAAGCUGCAGCAGUGGUCAGAGAAACGAAUGGAGGAGGUGAAACAGGAGAGACUCAACAACCCAGCAAAACCGAGAUAUCCUAACACCUCCAGGGCUCUUCAGGACAACUCUCACAACAACUCCCUUUCCAGACAAGCUGAUAGAAGAACUGAGUUUAACUUUCAACGAAAUCAAAGAGAGGAGCGUGAAUCAAGGGAUAUGGAAGAUAGGGAGAGAAAGAAGAGGAUGGAUCGACCGGUUGAGAAUCCCAAGUUCUCCAGCAAGCAGUUCCAACAUAAACAAACUAUGACGAGUGCCCUUAGUAAAUAUCUGCCUCACUAAUCAAUAAUCAUUCAGACUUUUGUAAUUUGUGAAAUCUUUAAUGAGUGGAGCAAUUUAUUGCACUACUUUUUAUUUAGCACAAUUUGUUUCCAUAUUGAAA